UCAAGCUUGUUCUGUUCUUCUCGUCCAGAUCGAGAAAGACUUUCCUUUAGUCUGUUGUGCUUAAUUGAUUAGCCACAGUUCCCUCAACGAGCUUAGCCAGACUCAGGAAGAAGCCUACACAUUUUGACCCAUCAAUGUCUCAAAAUCGCUUGGCCCAAUCCAUACGUAAACCUCGAAACUACCUCGUGCUUUCCUCAAACUCUCUCUCCUCAACGAUUUAGUACUUAGCUAGUCUAGUCAUUGACUUUGAAAUUAAUUAAUUGGUUGGUACCAAGUAAAUACGAGGAAAUGUGGCUCACGUAACGGUGGCAAAGCAUAGCCAAUCAUUUGAAGUCGAUCUGGUUUAUAAAAGGCUAGCAAUUGCACAUAUAUUCGCAGCAAGUAAAUUCAGUUAGGUAUACAAGAAGAAAAAGAUCCAAGAAAAUGGCACAAGUGUCGUCUGCAACCCCUGCAUCUUCACGAACAGCCUCAUUCAUAUUGAGGAUCUUGGCCUUCGCUCUCUCACUCGUAUCACUCGUAGUGCUCGCCACCAAUACCGUAAUUGUUACUGAUUCCGAUUUUAAUGAGGCCAAAUUGCGUUUUCAGGAUUUUUAUGCCUACAGAUACAUGCUUGCUGCGAUAGUAAUCGGUACUGCAUACAGCCUCCUGCAACUAGUGGUAACAAUCUGUAAUGCAGUGUCCGGUGGUGAGGGCAUGCUCGUACUUUCUUUCUAUGGUGACAAAUUCAUGUCAUAUGUGCUAGCCACCGGAGCUGCUGCUGGAUUUGGUGUAACAGUAGACCUAAAGCGCGUCACGGAUGGCGGGGGUCUAGAGAUGAACAAAUUUUAUGAGAAGGCAUAUGCAUCAGCUAGUCUCCUCCUUCUGGCUUUUAUUUGCACUGCUCUGCUAUCUGUUAUAUCUGCCUUUACACUCCCAAGGCGAUCACCUUGAUUCCAUAUCCAUCAACUUUCUACAGCCUAGAUACACACAUUUCUCUCGUUUUAGGUUGCAAGUGCAUGUGAUUCUUCAGUAGAGUCUUGAGUUGUAAUUGUCAAUUCUGCUCUCUUGCUUUUAUAUCUGUAAUCUGUUUCUUUCCAAGUUGUAUAAUAUGCAGUUUUCAUCGUGUGCCAAUGCUUUCUCGAGUAA
Molecule: messenger RNA, 1125 nt
Organism: Argentina anserina (silverweed cinquefoil)
Lineage: Eukaryota; Viridiplantae; Streptophyta; Magnoliopsida; Rosales; Rosaceae
Product: CASP-like protein 4D1
Exons: 3
Coding region: 424-930 (168 amino acids)
Source: RefSeq, a predicted model, not a curated record